AUGGCCAUCACACCGACCCAAUUCGCGAAGACAACCCGGCAGUCGGCCAACUGGAACGACGCAAAGCGCCGGGUUCUCUCCACGUACAGAGAAUGGAUUCGUGCUGCGCCCGAGAUCCAGACGAUGUACAACGUUCCCCUGCCCGUGUCCGUCAUUCGCACCCGGAUGCGCGAGGAGUUUGAGCGCCACAGAUUCGCCAACAAGCUGCCCGUGGUGGACGUUCUUCUCUUCAAGAGCCACGCCGAAUACCAGGUAUGGAACCGACCGGCCCCGCCCAACGAAGGAUAG
Messenger RNA from Colletotrichum spaethianum, 288 nucleotides. RefSeq names its product NADH-ubiquinone oxidoreductase 14. subunit. The transcript is spliced from 3 exons. Lineage: Eukaryota; Fungi; Ascomycota; Sordariomycetes; Glomerellales; Glomerellaceae. The record is from RefSeq and is a predicted model, not a curated record. The coding region runs from base 1 to 288 and encodes 95 amino acids. Gene Ontology annotation, biological process: response to oxidative stress.